AUGGUCAAUCCCCCACCCCCAUCCUACGAAGUGGCUACCCGUCGGGUUGACCGACAUUACUUGACUUGUACGCGGCCAGGAAAUGAAGAGAUCCUCAAGCCCCCCACGAAGUAUCAGGUUGGUACCUUUGCUGUGAGAGGCUGGAUUGCCAGCAAUGGUGGUACCACCGCCGCGGUCGGCCCUUGGUGGAUGGAUGGAGAAUACCGCCAAACCUGGGAGGUUGCGAAGCCAACUCCAGACCAAACCACAAAACCAACCAAAGAUCGAAGUACGAAGGAAAAGGUGAUGCAAGCACUCCGUGGCCUACGCGGUCCGCGCCCUGAACAAGAGACGGUAUCCAUUUUCGCAGUAAACGGAACGCCCAUACAGCCAGGCGAGAUUGAGUAUACCAUGGACACGACAGAAUCAGGCGAUUACGACUGGACUGAGAAAUGGGGUUGGAAGGUGAAACUCACGGCAUAUACCUAUGCAAAACAUGUGAGAUGCUCCCAAUGGACAAUAAAUUACACCAUGUUCCUUGACGACCUACCAUCCCUGUUGCAAGCGGGCGGCAUCUCGUGGAAGGAUACCAUAACAGACAACGGCGAGGAUCUCUUCGAACCAGACUUCCUCCCAAAGCGCCGGUGGAACUGGGUGCGUUCAUCUUCCUGUUCGCCAGUAUCGGCAUCUGGGCAAAAGUGGAAAGCUUGUGUUGAGGAAAGACAUUGGAAGAAACCAUUUGUUGAACGAGAUUUCCGGGACCGCCUAUCUGCGGAGACAGUCCAAAGGGCCAAGAUAUAUCAGAGGACGGGUCCCGGGAGGUACAAGUUCGCCAUGAUGUAUGAUCUCGAUACGGUCUAUGGGAACGACAUUUCGGGGCAGCGAGUAGACGUCUGGCAUGAUGGUCUUGCCGAAGAGUUUGCCCAUUUUAUACGCCCACUAGUGCCUUAUGAUCCGUAUUCAGCGACUGGGUGUGAUGUGUCGGAUAAAAUGGUCGAGAAGAGGAGAGAGCCGCAAUCCGGUCAUCUGAGAAUCACGUACAGGCAGCAAUAA
Molecule: messenger RNA, 1032 nt
Organism: Fusarium vanettenii 77-13-4
Lineage: Eukaryota; Fungi; Ascomycota; Sordariomycetes; Hypocreales; Nectriaceae
Exons: 3
Coding region: 1-1032 (343 amino acids)
Source: RefSeq, a predicted model, not a curated record